Messenger RNA from Leishmania braziliensis MHOM/BR/75/M2904, 669 nucleotides. RefSeq names its product putative proteasome activator protein pa26. The transcript has a single exon. The coding region runs from base 1 to 669 and encodes 222 amino acids. NCBI's taxonomy places the organism in Eukaryota, Euglenozoa, Kinetoplastea, Trypanosomatida, Trypanosomatidae. Gene Ontology annotation, cellular component: proteasome activator complex. The record is from RefSeq and is a predicted model, not a curated record.
AUGGCGCAGGCCAUCCGCGACACCUACAGUGAGGAAGCGAGUUUUGCAAUCGUGGAAGAAUGGUCCUCGAAGGUGCUGGCGGACCUCGAGGCGCGCGCUACGAAUGCACACCACGCACGCCAAGGAGUGCUGGCGAAACCCUACACAGCAGACGCCGCGGAAACGGUGCCGGUCAGCGUCGUGGCGUCGUUGCGCGAGUUUCAAGGGGAGCUGCACGACAUCUACCGCGGUGCUGAGACGAUCCGCACCGUCAUUGCGUGCCGAAUUCCUGAGCUAAAGUCAGAGGACAACCUCGGGGUCGAGGUGCAGAUGGCUGUGUUGAAGAUGGUUGACUCGCUGGAAGGAAAGCUGCUUGGCUCCGGUGGUGACAAGGACGGCGGUGUGCCAUGUGUGGCAGGCAUGUACGCGACGCGCGACUACCUCACCGCCCGUGGAUCCGUGGAAGACAAGGUGCUCGGCAAGGCCGGCGACGAUGACAAGAAGACAAAGUCCGCUGCGCCGUCGGUGCUGAUGGAGCUGCAGCAGAUUGAUGCAGAUGCGCUUCUGAAGCUGGAGCUCAGUGCCAUGCAGAUCUCGACGCAGAUCCGCUCUUUCAUCAACGCCUAUGCCCUCAACUGGAAGAAGCUGAUUCAGCCGCGCUCCAAUGGAUCUGAGAAGAACAUCACCUAG